This is a messenger RNA of Tupaia belangeri chinensis (Chinese tree shrew), 2077 nucleotides long. RefSeq names its product EGF-like fibulin extracellular matrix protein 1 (gene EFEMP1). The transcript has 12 exons. Bases 117 to 1625 code for a protein of 502 amino acids. The record is from RefSeq and is a predicted model, not a curated record. Lineage: Eukaryota; Metazoa; Chordata; Mammalia; Scandentia; Tupaiidae. Gene Ontology annotation, molecular function: calcium ion binding.
UCCUGCAGGAGCGGCGCUUGCCAGACCUCGCCAGUUCAGACCCACGGGGCUGCCCUCCCCUCUGCACUCCCCUCGCUGCCUGGGCCUGGAGCGCAGCGCGGCCGCGCAGAUUCACAAUGUUGAAAGCCCUUUUCCUAACUAUGCUGACUCUGUCGCUGGUCAAGUCACAGGACACCGAAGAAACCAUCACGUACACGCAAUGCACGGACGGGUAUGAGUGGGAUCCUGUGAGGCAGCAGUGCAAAGAUAUUGAUGAAUGCGACAUUGUCCCUGAUGCCUGCAAAGGUGGAAUGAAAUGUGUCAACCAUUAUGGAGGAUACCUCUGCCUUCCUAAAACAGCCCAGAUUAUUGUCAACAAUGAACAACCUCAGCAAGAAACACCUGCAACAGAAGCCGUGGGUGCAGCUGCAAAUGCAGCUGCAACCUCGGGCACAACCACUGGUGGUGUGGCAGCGAGGGGAAUGCCAGCCAGUGGAGUGUUGCCUGGGGGUGGUUUUGUGGCCAGUGCUGCUGCAGUUGCUGGCCCUGAGGUGCAGACUGGCCGAAAUAACUUUGUCAUCCGGCGGAACCCGGCUGACCCCCAGCGCAUUCCUUCCAACCCUUCCCACCGAAUCCAGUGCGCAGCAGGCUAUGAGCAGAGCGAGCACAACGUGUGUCAAGACAUAGAUGAGUGCACUGCAGGGACGCACAACUGCAGAGCAGACCAAGUGUGCAUCAAUUUACGAGGCUCCUUCACAUGUCAGUGCCCGCAGGGGUAUCAGAAACGAGGAGAACAGUGUGUAGACAUAGAUGAAUGCACCAUUCCUCCAUAUUGCCACCAAAGAUGUGUGAACACUCCAGGCUCCUUUUACUGCCAGUGCAGUCCUGGGUUUCAAUUGGCAGCAAACAACUACACCUGUGUAGAUAUAAAUGAAUGCGAUGCCAGCAAUCAAUGUGCUCAGCAAUGCUACAACAUUCUUGGUUCAUUCAUCUGUCAGUGUCAUCAAGGAUAUGAGCUAAGCAGCGACAGGCUCAACUGUGAAGACAUUGAUGAAUGCAGAACCUCAAACUACCUGUGUCAAUAUCAGUGUGUCAACGAACCUGGGAAAUUCUCGUGUAUGUGCCCCCAGGGAUACCAAGUGGUGAGAAGUAGAACAUGUCAGGAUAUAAAUGAGUGUGAGACCACAAAUGAAUGCCGGGAAGAUGAAAUGUGUUGGAAUUACCACGGCGGCUUCCGUUGUUACCCACGAAAUCCUUGUCAAGAUCCCUAUAUUCUAACAUCAGAGAACCGAUGUGUUUGCCCCGUCUCAAAUGCUAUGUGCCGAGAACUGCCCCAGUCCAUAGUCUACAAAUACAUGAGCAUCCGAUCUGAUAGGUCUGUGCCAUCAGAUAUCUUCCAGAUACAGGCCACUACUAUUUAUGCCAACACUAUCAAUACUUUUCGGAUUAAAUCUGGAAAUGAAAAUGGAGAAUUCUACCUAAGACAAACAAGUCCUGUGAGUGCAAUGCUUGUGCUCGUGAAGUCGCUAUCAGGACCGAGAGAAUACAUCGUGGACCUGGAGAUGCUGACUGUCAACAGUAUAGGCACCUUCCGCACAAGCUCCGUGUUAAGAUUGACAAUAAUAGUUGGGCCAUUUUCAUUCUAGUCUUCUAUAGGAGUCCACCACAGGCAUUUAAAUCAGCCAAAGAAUAUUGAUACCCUAAAGCACUAUUUUAUUUAUAGAUAUAUCUAGUGCAUCUACAUCUCUCUAUUCUGUACACUCAUCCAUAAUUCAAACAAUUACACCAUGGUAUAAAGUGGGCAUUUAAUCUGUAAAGACUCAAAGUUUGUCUUUAUUACUGUUUGUAAAUUAGACAUGAAUUUCUGGUUUUCUUUAAGAGAGUUAGCAUACACCAUCCAAUGAAACCUGGAUUCAUUCCAAUAAAAGUGGGACCAAGCAAUGAUGAUUUCUGUUUUGCUCAAGAAGUCACUACAACUCCACCAACAGUUUCAUAAGGAGGCAGCCAUCAUACCAUUGAAUAGGCAAGAAUGAGUUUUUUAACUGCUUUGUAAGAAAAUGGAAAAAGUCAAUAAAGAUAUAUUUCUUUAGAAAAUGAG